This is a messenger RNA of Prunus mume (Japanese apricot), 1810 nucleotides long. It is a transcript of the gene AMSH3, whose product is annotated as associated molecule with the SH3 domain of STAM 3. Lineage: Eukaryota; Viridiplantae; Streptophyta; Magnoliopsida; Rosales; Rosaceae. The record is from RefSeq and is a predicted model, not a curated record. Gene Ontology annotation, molecular function: metal-dependent deubiquitinase activity; protein binding; K63-linked deubiquitinase activity. Gene Ontology annotation, biological process: protein K63-linked deubiquitination; protein K48-linked deubiquitination. Gene Ontology annotation, cellular component: membrane; endosome.
CAUCCAAAACGACCGAGUUUUGACUUGACGCAUACGCUCAGAACAUUGAUCCUCCCUUUCCCUCGCUGAAACUCUGUGCGCGAUACCGUGAGAGUUGCUGGCAUUCGUCACCGGAGAAGAUGAAGAUCAACAUCAAUUCAAUGGCUCGGAAAGUUGAGAUCGAUAAUCGCUACCCUCUCCGAUUUUACUUUCGAAUCGCCGAUAAUCUCCUCAAACAGGCUAGUAUAUACCGGGAGGAGAAAAACAUUGUAGAUUUGUAUGUCAUACUUCUCCGAUUUUCAAGUUUGGUGUCUGAAACUAUACCGUGUCAUCGAGACUACCAGACAUUUCCUCCUAAAGAGAGAAGUAUGUAUAGGAAGAAACUCUUAAAUGUACUAGAUGAGCUUGAAUCUUUAAAGCCAGAAGCCCAACGCCUAGUCAACAAACUUAACGAGGCCCAAGCAGUUUCUCAACUACCUCAACUUGAAUGCCUAGAAGGCACUUCAUAUGGUUUGGGAACACCUUCUUUAGAAUGGCCUCCUGUGAACAAUAAUUCAUUGAGCAUAAACAUUAGGCAGCCUUCUAGCUUGACAUCUCAGUCUUCAUGGAAGUAUAAUAAUGAUUAUUCACGGGUAUCAACAAAUACUUCACAAAUUGACAAGCAGUUCCAAAAGCUAUCUCUUAAUAUACCUCUUCCGAAUAAAGAGACUUUGUCUAGACACUCAUUUUUGGGUCCAAAUGGUCUUCAGGGCCAGUGGCUAGGACCCACUGCAAAGGUUAAGGUUCAAUAUCCAAGCAGUACCGACCUAAUCCCUACUGAAAAUUCAGGCCUGAAUCAGGUUGUACAAAAUGAUAUUGUGGCUGUAAAAGAUGGUGAUCAAGGAGGAAUUAAAUCUACAAUGGAGUCGGUGCUCUCCUUGGAUGAUGGUGUAUGGCCACGCCCUGCUCAGGAAUUUGGUCCUUCAUUGAUUAAUGAAAUAAGGGAAGAUCCUUUCGAAUUGGUCAUCAAUCAGCCUUCUCCUCCUCCUGUACUUGCUCGAGUGCAGCCAGAAUAUACUCCAAUUUCUCCAUCAAAAGUGGCAGAUCCAAGACCAGGACCUGCCAAACCUUCUGUGGAUGGGAUGCCAAGUUCUAAUUCAUAUCAACAUUUACACGUUCCAGUAAAAUUGAUGGAUGAUUUCUUGAGAUUGGCUAGGACGAAUACAGAAAAAAAUUUAGAGACGUGCGGUAUUCUUGCUGGUUCAUUGAAAAAUAAGGUUUUCCAUAUCACCACGCUAAUAGUCCCAAAGCAAGAGUCAACCUCUGAUUCGUGUCAAACAUUGAAUGAGGAAGAAGUAUUUGAGGUUCAAGACAGAUUAUCUCUUUUUUCUCUUGGGUGGAUUCAUACACACCCAUCGCAGACCUGUUUCAUGUCAUCAGUUGAUCUGCAUACUCAUUACUCAUAUCAGAUUAUGUUACCAGAAGCAAUAGCGAUCGUUAUGGCUCCAACAGAUACAUCCAGUCCUCACGGCAUAUUCCAUCUAUCGGACCCAGGUGGUGUAUCAGUAAUUCGAAAUUGUGACCAGCGUGGGUUUCAUCCCCAUGAAGAGCCUUUGGAUGGAACCCCAAUUUACGAGCAUUGUUCUCAUGUCUUUAUAAACUCCAACUUAAGGAUCGAUGUUGUCGAUCUGCGGUAAGAAUUUUGGAUUUUGUCCCCUUAAGUGACGCCCAGUUGAGAUUAACUUUGGUAAAUAUGUAAAACACAACAGUAAUUAUCUCUUCAUCCAACACCGAUAUUGUAAAUUCAAGUGGUCUCUAUCUGAUGGAAAUAUAGGCAUACUCAUUUUAGUCA